Molecule: messenger RNA, 1275 nt
Organism: Aspergillus wentii DTO 134E9
Lineage: Eukaryota; Fungi; Ascomycota; Eurotiomycetes; Eurotiales; Aspergillaceae
Product: acyltransferase family protein
Exons: 1
Coding region: 1-1275 (424 amino acids)
Biological process (GO): polysaccharide biosynthetic process
Cellular component (GO): membrane
Molecular function (GO): acyltransferase activity, transferring groups other than amino-acyl groups
Source: RefSeq, a predicted model, not a curated record
AUGGAACGCACACAGUGGCUCGAUGGACUGCGAGGCAUCGCUGCAGCCAUCGUCGCCUUUGACCACUAUUUCAUGGGCGAAAUCACCCUCCCAUUCCGAUCGUUCGGGGCUGAACCCGCCGAGGAAAAUCGACGACUAAUCCAACUUCCUCCCAUCCGUCUUUUAUUCGCCGCUCGUGCGAUGGUUCCUCUCUUCUUUGUUAUUUCAGGAUACGCCCUGACUAGAAGAAGAGACACGCCUCAGUUCUUCCGUCGUUUGUCGUCGUCGGUCACGCGGAGGGCGUUUCGAAUUUACCUCCCCGUUCUGGUGAUUGCGACCAUCUCACAGUUUUUGUAUUUCUUCGGCAUGUAUCACUGGGAAUUCCAAAAUGCUCUGAUGCAAGGCGUGGAGCCGUGGACGUCGCCGUGGUCGCAUUUGCAAUAUCUCACGCGAUACAUGAUGGACAACAUGAACAUCAUCGACCUGAAAAACAACACAGGCUUGAACGGCCAACUCUGGACGAUGCCCAUGGAAGUCCGCGGGUCGUGUGUUAUUUACCUUGCAACGCUGGGUAUGUCUGGCUGGCGAUCGGCCUUGAGACCUUGGGCCCUUGCUAUCACGAUGCUGUAUUUCCUCUGCUAUGGCUUGUGGGAUAUCUUCUGCUUUGUUGCUGGAAUGUAUCUAGCAGAGAUACGAACAGGCGCUGCGGACGAGGAUGAAAACAAGCUACCAUUAUAUGUGGAGGUGAAUCUACCCAAUAUCGGAAAAGUCCCAUUAGCACGCAUUGGGAAAUACAUCACCUUCGCCGUUGGCAUCUACAUUAUGUGCCUGGGAGAUGAUGGCUACCUACCACUCGGAUACCAAAGCCUCAAUCUCAUCCAGCCCUCUUACUGGCGCGAUUGGGGCACAAUUUCAGCCUCCUGGGCAGCCAUCGGUUCUCUGAUGGUGGUAUUCGCCAUCAGUGGCUUGAAGGUCCUUCAACGGCCCCUAAACAGCCGUCCGAUUCAAUACCUGGGCAGGAUAUCUUUCUCUCUAUAUCUUGUUCAUCAGUCAAUCUUCCACUUAUGGCGCGAUCCCGUGAAGAAUUUCAUUUGGCUGGUUCUGCACAAAGAUCUGUAUCCGGGUAGUGAAGGGGCGAUUCAAUCUCCUUGGACGUUUUAUACUACGUGGAUAAGCUCGGGGGUUUUGAUGGGAGCUAUCACAAUAUAUGCUGCACACUAUUAUACGCGGUUUGUGGAUGAGAAAUGCCUCUCUUUCACAAAAAAGAUAGAGCGGUUUCUCACGGCUGGGGAAUGA